This is a messenger RNA of Bipolaris oryzae ATCC 44560, 744 nucleotides long. RefSeq lists its product as uncharacterized. The transcript is spliced from 2 exons. The coding region runs from base 1 to 744 and encodes 247 amino acids. NCBI's taxonomy places the organism in Eukaryota, Fungi, Ascomycota, Dothideomycetes, Pleosporales, Pleosporaceae. The record is from RefSeq and is a predicted model, not a curated record.
AUGGGCAAACCUGUCGCUCCUCCGGGCCCAGCUGCGUCGUGCGUCAGAGAUGUCUCUGGCCACAUGCUGCAAACGAGAUGGGCAGCAGGGCAGACUGGCAAUCAAAAAACCAUAUUGGCUGAUCGGUGCCAUCCCGACCCUAUAUGCGGCCGACUUAAGAAGGGUAGUGUACCGAUGCCGGCUCAACAAGUACCUCCAAGUACCUGUCCGUACCCAAGACCCACCCACCACUAUAGCAUGGCCCGUUUCCCGUUGCUGAGCGAUCAAGGGCACCCUGGGAUGGUGAUUGGCGAACCCAGCCCGCUCAAACUGCGUCCGUUGGCACACGAGCCGCUCGCAACACGGGACCUGGCAGUCUCCGCCACCGCCCAGCCAGCAGCCAGCAGCCUGCCUGGAUGGAGACGCGACCACCUCUUCCUUUGGCCGCAGCCCCCAAUGGGCCCUCCCUGGCUCGACAUGCACCCUCAAGCCCAGCGCUACCCGCCUCGAUGCCGGUCAUACUGCACCCUGGUGACGAACCCGCCGCCCAUCCCAACCUGCGCUGAUCGUCUCCAUCCCAUCCCUCUCCCGCCGACCACCCCGGAGAUGGGCCAUGGACCGUCAGCUGGAAAUGCUCAAGACUCUCGUCUCAGACGCAUACAAGCCUCUGCUACCAGAGUUUUCACAGCACGCUGCAAGGGCCGUGGACCAGGGCCAUCCCCAUCACAAUCCGCCUAUAAUCCCUCCCAGGAACCAAACACGUAG